Molecule: messenger RNA, 2376 nt
Organism: Batrachochytrium dendrobatidis JAM81
Lineage: Eukaryota; Fungi; Chytridiomycota; Chytridiomycetes; Rhizophydiales
Exons: 2
Coding region: 1-2376 (791 amino acids)
Source: RefSeq, a predicted model, not a curated record
AUGUCUAACCGCAAUGCCGUUUUUUCAACAGUCGCAUCUGCUACUAUAAUCCAACCAUCCAUCCCAGUAUUUUCAAACCCAACUAGCGAAACCACGUCGACAUCAACCAUUAAUGCACCCUUGACUAAAUCUGCCGUUCUUUCUUUCAACGCAUCCAGUUCUCAACAGGAAUUUGGAACUGCUAGUAGCACUACAAUAAUUAUUUUGAUAUCACUCAUUAUAGUAGGAUUGGCUGCUGUUAUAUUGGUAAUCUAUGUCAUGUAUAUUCGUGUUUGGCGUGAUCCAGAUCGGCGAGCUGCACUUGAAGGAUAUUUCACUCGACUGGGUUCAAAGCCAUCUACUACACCCAAAGAGCAUCGUAGCAGCCUUAUUCUUUCACAACCCAAAAGUACUGGCUGGAGUCUUGGAACAAUUUUUGGCGCUGGAAACCGCAACACAGAUUUGGAAAGCUCAAGUAUUAUGUGGAAAGAUGAUAGCUACAUGGAUAGGAUGACUGUCGGAUUUAAACUGUCGGACUUGAAAUUUACUUCGCAAGAGUCACCAGCCGUUGUUGCUACUCGACAAAAACCAAAUCUCUCUGUGAAUCCCAACUAUCGUGCAUCUUUUGUCAGUCUUGGAAUUGGUAGCCCAUAUCCAACAAUGGAUCGUAUGCAAGAUAAUCCUCCACUACCACCAUUGUACAGGCCAAAUAACCCAUCCGCGUCAUUUACAGCAUUGUCAAAUAAUUCUGCUCAAGAUACAUCCAAAUUGUCCCUCUUGGAAAAAGCCAUUUAUCAAGCUGAUUCUGUUCUUCUUCCUACAAAACCUAAAGGAGUUGCAUCUCAGUCUAAACAAAAGAAAAGACCUGAAAAUAAGUCGGUCUUUAACGGCAGAUCUGAAAAAGUUGAUGGUACUUCAAGCAACGGAAACUACAAUACAGUCAUGAAGGCUGAUCUAGGCACAGGUGUAUCAGCAAUGCGACGAUCAUUAAUUCCAUUUUCAUCCGUGUUAAAUAUUGACGAUGAGACCGAUGUCGAGAAUCUCAAUACCUGUAAUAAUAAUGGAAAUAUUUUAGACAUGUUAAUGCAGCAAAAUACUAAUGCCACAACCGUUGAUGUACCCACCAAGUCUGGUUCACCUCAAGCACCCGAAAUAAAUCAGCGUGAGCCUGUCGCUAGUGUACGAUUGUCUUCAUUGACAACUCCACACCAUAGACAAGAUCAAGCAUUUGCAAACACGUCAGCAGUGUAUCCAGCACAAGUGACAAAACAAAAAGGUAUCAAAGGAACUCAUCGUGAUCCUUUAUACGACAUUUCUGGUGUAUCUCGCGCUCCAGUAGGUGCCCAAAGACCAACUUUACCGUACUCUACACCUCAUGGUGCUUUGCAGUGGCCCCGAACUCAAUAUACUACAUCAAAUCAGUCUGACACGUAUAUUCCACUUACAGAGAUGCGAUCUGAUAAAGUAUAUCGUCAAGCCAAUAUGAGCACAUCGAGUAUGAAUAUUAGCAAUGCAAAAUCCAUAUCAGUGGAUAUUUCUGGCCGGUUUCCAAGCUUAAAUGAGUUGGGGGAAAGCAGUCGUGAUCAUAACUUGGCGUCUGACAACUUAUCCUUUUUUGCUUCAGAAAAUUUGCCAUUGCCACCACCAGUCAUUAGUAGAGAAGAUGGGUUUUUGCCGUCUUCUUUGACAAGAAGGGGUGGAAACGGGAUGUCAUACAAGGAAUUGCAGCAGUCCACAGUUAUGAAUGGUGAUAUGAGCAACAUUUCUUUCAAAUCAAACAUGUAUGCCGCGCCAAAUAAAAAGCCUGCAAAUAUGCAGAAACUACAUAUGCUAAACAAUCCCAACAUGCAUGCCUUGGCAGUUCCUUCAGCAGACUACAGGGCAUCGUCUAAACUACUCGUACCAUCUGUCAAGAGUUUAGCAGAUCCAUUCAACAGCUCGUUUGUGAUUCAUAAAUCAAAUUCUCAAAUCGACGGUUCAAACAAAAAAAGCGGCCCUGCUCAAUCUUGCAAUCCAUUUGUCGAUCCAGUCACGUCGUUUACAAGGACUCAAAUGUCAAAUAGCUUACCAUCAGAUCCGAUUGACUUGACGCUAACAAUGGUUGAGACUGAAAACCAAGAUCCAGAAGACCAUCCCUUUUUGGUAAAUUCAUUGGGCAACAUGGAUCUAACUGCAUCUUUUGAUCAAAGCGCUCCACUUCAAAGCUUAACUUAUGACACUACUCCACCAGAAAUCUCAGUCAUGGUAGCCGAAUAUGUUGGACAUGGAGCAGAUGGUAGUAAUACUGAUGCUUGGCAUCCUGCCAAUCUACUUGAGCUAUCAUCCAAACAAGUUUUUUCGCAGGCUGAUUACACUCCAGUUCCAAUGUUGCCUAAAACAGAUUCACAUACCAGAUAA